Helicoverpa armigera (cotton bollworm) is the source of this 2096-nucleotide messenger RNA. It is a transcript of the gene pix, whose product is annotated as pixie. Gene Ontology annotation, biological process: translational termination; ribosomal subunit export from nucleus; translational initiation. Lineage: Eukaryota; Metazoa; Arthropoda; Insecta; Lepidoptera; Noctuidae. The record is from RefSeq and is a predicted model, not a curated record. Gene Ontology annotation, molecular function: ATP binding; ATP hydrolysis activity; iron ion binding. The transcript has 11 exons. Bases 153 to 1979 code for a protein of 608 amino acids.
UUAUCAAAGGAUAUCAUUUUAGAACGUAUUGCCACUUGGCCAAGUGGUGCUAUGUUCACAAUGGUUUGUUCCUUUUGACAUUUCGAGUUCGAUGUAAAAGGACACGCGAACGUAGGCAAACUUUAGCCAACGUUCGCUUUCUUUUAUCAGUUAUGUCUCGAAAUAAACACCAUGAAGAGACGGACAAACUUACGCGUAUCGCUAUCGUGAAUGCGGAUCGCUGUAAGCCGAAGAGAUGUAGGCAGGAGUGCAAGAAGAGCUGCCCCGUGGUGCGUAUGGGCAAGCUUUGCAUCGAGGUGACGCCCAACGACAAGAUCGCCACCAUCUCCGAGGAGCUCUGCAUCGGAUGUGGUAUCUGUGUCAAGAAAUGUCCGUUUGAUGCAAUUACCAUCAUCAACAUCCCAUCUAACUUGGAGAAGCACACUACUCAUCGUUACUCCAAGAACUCGUUCAAGCUCCAUCGUCUGCCCAUCCCUCGGCCUGGUGAAGUCCUGGGUCUGGUCGGACAGAACGGUAUCGGCAAGUCAACUGCCCUGAAGAUUCUUGCCGGAAAACAGAAACCCAACUUGGGACGUUUUGCUGACCCCCCAGACUGGCAAGAGAUUCUGUCUCAUUUCCGCGGCUCUGAGCUCCAGAACUACUUCACCAAGAUCCUCGAAGAUGACCUUAAAGCCCUGAUCAAGCCUCAAUAUGUGGACCAAAUCCCUAAGGCUGUGAAGGGAACUGUAGGUCAACUCCUUGAUAAGAAAGAUGAAAGGAACAACCAGACUGAAAUAUGUAAAAUGCUUGAUCUAUCUCACAUUCGCGACCGUGAGAUCGCCGCGCUAUCUGGUGGAGAGCUACAGCGCUUUGCUUGCGCCAUGGUGUGCAUUCAAAACGGUGACAUCUUCAUGUUUGACGAGCCUUCCUCGUACUUGGAUGUCAAGCAGCGUCUUAACGCUGCCCGCACAAUUCGAUCACUCAUCCAUCCUGACAAGUUCAUCAUAGUGGUGGAGCACGACUUGUCAGUGCUGGACUACUUGUCCGACUUCAUUUGCUGUCUGUAUGGUGUUCCCGGUGCUUAUGGUGUUGUGACUAUGCCUUUCUCUGUUAGGGAAGGUAUUAAUAUAUUCCUUGAUGGGUUCGUACCCACUGAAAACAUGAGAUUCAGGACUGAAUCGUUAGUUUUUAAAGUAGCUGAGUCUGCUACUGAGGAAGAGAUCAAAAGGAUGAAUCACUAUGAAUAUCCUGCUAUGUCUAAAUUGAUGGGCGACUUCAGUUUGGAUGUACACCCUGGAGAAUUCUCAGAUUCUGAAAUUCUGGUGUUACUUGGAGAGAAUGGUACUGGUAAAACUACAUUCAUUAGAAUGUUGGCUGGCAACUUGGAACCUGAUGAAGGUUCGGGAACGCUCCCCCAGCUACACAUUAGUUAUAAGCCACAGAAGAUAUCGCCCAAGUCACAGGGGCUGGUGCGCAGUCUGCUGCACGACAAGAUUAGAGAUGCUUAUGUUCACCCACAGUUCAUCACAGACGUGAUGAAACCAAUGAAGAUUGAAGAGAUAAUGGACCAGGAGGUUCAGAACCUCUCUGGUGGUGAGUUGCAGAGAGUGGCGCUGGUGCUCUGCCUUGGCAAACCUGCCGAUGUGUACCUCAUUGACGAGCCAUCUGCCUACCUAGACUCUGAACAACGUUUGGUAGCUGCUAAAGUUAUAAAACGGUUCAUCCUCCACGCAAAGCGUACAGGUUUCGUAGUCGAGCACGACUUCAUAAUGGCGACGUACUUAGCGGACCGAGUGAUCGUGUUCGAGGGGACGCCGUCGUCUCACGCCACAGCUCACGCGCCGCAGUCGCUGCUCAACGGCAUGAACCGCUUCUUGGAACUGCUCGGCAUCACCUUCCGAAGGGACCCUAACAACUUUAGGCCGAGGAUAAACAAACAUGCUUCCGUUAAGGAUAUAGAACAGAAACGAGCAGGCCAAUACUUCUUCCUGGAAGAUUAGUGCUAACAACAUCUGUAUUUAUAUAUAUUGUAUCUGUCACAAUGGUGAUGGCCUGCCACCCGUGUAUUUCCAAUUAAAUGUAUUACUGUAAUAAAUCAUGUUUUAUACAACCACUUA